AUGAAAUUUGACAGCAUUCUUGCAGAAAUUAAUGGAUUUGGAAAAUUCCAAAUUGCUCUAGUCCUGAUUCAGAUCCUGUCUCGAAUUACUUUGCCAUGUCACUUUCUGCUGAACAUUUUCAUGGCAGCUGUUCCUUCGCAUCACUGCAACAUCGAUGCUUUGGAUACUGGAGCUGUCUUUGGAAAUUUAACUUUAGAUCAGAAAUUAGCCGUUGGUAUUCCAGCAGAGCGGGAUGGGACUCCAAGCUCCUGUCAGAUGUUUUCAGAGCCCCAUUAUGAAUAUCUGUUAGGCUCAAACAGCAGCAAAGGCUCAUUUACUGUUCAGUGUCAAAAUGGAUGGGUAUAUGACAAAAGCACCUUCAAGUCUACUUUGGCAACAGAGUGGGAUCUCGUGUGCAGCAGAAAAGGUAUGAACAAGGCAACUGCAACCGUUUUCUUUAUUGGUGUUAUGGUUGGAGCCCCAGUUUUUGGGUUUCUCAGUGACAGGUUUGGGCGACGUCCUCUUCUGCUCGUGUCUUAUCUGUCAUCCUUGAUAUUUGCAGUGCUGAGUGCAUUCUCCACCUCGUAUGUAAUGUUUGUCAUCUUGAGAUUUUUUACGGGCAUGUCACUCGCAGGAAUAAGCAUCAUGGCCAUUGUUUUGAAUGUUGAAUGGUUUAGCAUUAAACACAGGACUUUCUCUGGUGUGAUCAUAAGCCUGGAUUGGACAAUUGGGAAUUGGAUCCUGGUUGGCACUGCAUAUUUUGUAAACGAGUGGAGGAAGCUGAUUCUAGCAGUUACCUCCCCCCUGAUUCUGUCUAUCAUUGCUUGGAGGUGGCUUCCAGAGUCUGCUAGAUGGCUUGUAGCUCAAGGAAAGACAGAUGCUGCUCAUCAUUACAUAAUGAAAUGUGCCAAGAUGAACAACAGAUCCAAGUGCAUGGCCACCAUCACACCAGCGACAUUACUGGAAUGUGCAGAAACUGAACAUGGCACUAAGAAGUACACUUUUGUAGAUCUUUUCAGAACCCCAAAUAUUAGAAAACUUGCUAUAUACUCAGGAAUGGUAUGGUUUGGCGUUGCAUUUACAUACUAUGGAAUAACUCUGAAUAUCACAGGAUUUGGACUGAACCCAUACCUAACACAGUUCAUAUUUGCAUCCAUUGAAAUGCCCAUGAAGAUUGGCGUCUAUUACUUCCUGGAGAAAGUUGGGAGAAAGCAUGGCCAGAUGGGUUCCAUGCUAUUAACUGGUCUCUGUCUCUUCAUCAACAUCUUUGUUCCAAAAGAUAAAUGGACUGUUCGUACUGUUGUGGCAGUUCUUGGAAAAUCUAUGUCAGAGGCCUCAUUCACUAUCAUGUAUCUUUACACUACUGAGCUUUACCCUACGGUCGUUCGACAAAAUGGCUUAGGCUAUACCUCAUUUCUGGCACGACUGGGCGUGUCCAUUUCUCCACUCAUUGUACUAUUGGAAGAUCUGUGGCAUCUCCUCCCUGCAGCCACUUACUGUGCAGUGGCAGUUGGAACUGGUUUAGUUGCUUCACUUCUGCCCGAAACAUUAAACACCCGACUGCCAGAGUUCAUCGAAGAUAUUGAGAAACCAAGGAGACAGUCACCAAGGAAGGAGAUUAUGAGGUUUGACAAUGUGCUGGCAGAGAUCAAUGGCUUUGGAAGAUUCCAACUAAGAACAUUCCUCUUGUUAAUAAUUCCACGGCUGACUUUACCAUUUAACUUCCUGCUAAAUAAUUUUAUUGCAUUUAUUCCCUCUCACCACUGUGACAUCAGGUCUCAGAAUAAUGGAGGUGUUUUCAGGAAUUUAUCUUUGGAAGAGAGGCUCAAUGUUAGUAUUCCUUUUGAGCAGGAUGGGAGUUUGAGCUCCUGUCAGAUGUUUGCAGAGCCUCAGUACCAACUGCUGUCAAACUCUUCCAACUUAACCCACAUACCCACAGUGCCAUGCCAGAAUGGUUGGAUAUAUGACACCACCAUCUUCAGAUCUACUCUGGCUACAGAGUGGGAUCUGGUUUGUGACAAGAGAAAAAUGAACAGAGCCACGGCCACCAUAUUCUUUGUGGGGGUCAUGUUAGGAUCAGGAAUAUUUGGCUUCCUUAGUGACAGGUUUGGCCGGAAAAAAACACUUCUGUUGUCUUACAUGGCAAGUUCCGUUUUUGGGAUAGCGGCCGCUUUGUCCUAUAAUUUCCUAAUGUUUGCUACAAUGAGAUUUUGUACUGGACUCGGACUCUCGGGAAUUAGUAUAAACUCCUUCGUCCUCUGUCUUGAGUGGGUGGAUAUCAGGCAUCGGACUACAGUGGCUGUUUUAAUGAGCUUGGACUGGAGUGUUGGUUGUGUUAUUCUACCUGGAGUGGCCUAUUUGAUCAAUGAUUGGAGAUUCCUGACUGCUGCUGUAAUCUCCCCACUGUUUGCAGCUAUGCUCUGUUGGUGGUGGCUCCCUGAGUCUGCCAGGUGGCUGAUGAGCAAUGGAAAAACGGAUGACGCUCAUUUUUACCUGAGUAAAUGUGCAACAGUUAACGGCAGAGAGGACGUUAUGGCUGACUUAAAACCUGAGGUUCUGUCUACAGUAAUACUUGUAGAAGAUGAAAACAGAAAAUAUUCCUAUCUGGACCUCGUGAAGACCCCCAAAAUGAGAAGGCGCGCUCUACUUAGUGGCAUUGUGUGGUUUGGAGUGGCCUUCGCUUAUUACGGAAUCAGCUUGAAUAUCAGCGGAUUUGGUGUGAACAUUUAUCUCACACAGUUCAUCUAUGGUGUCAUAGAGAUUCCAGCCAAAGGAUUCGUCUUUUUCACCGUAGACAAAAUAGGUCGAAGGUGGAAUCAAGCCGGGACGCUCAUUUUGACUGGGCUGCUUAUAUUCAGCAGUGUGUUUAUCCAUGCAGAUAGGGGGAAUGUUCGGACAGCUGUGGGAGCUUUGGGCAAGAUGUUUUCAGAGGGCUCUUUUACAAUAGUUUUUCUGUACACAACGGAGCUUUAUCCCACAGUAAUGAGGCAAAAUGGAUUGGGAUACUGUUCCUUUAUGGCCCGUGUAGGUGUGGCUGUAUCCCCCUUGAUCAUGCUCCUUGAAGAUGUGUGGGUGAAUCUGCCAAGUUUUGUUUUUUCCCUGGUGGCUUUAGGCGCCGGACUGUCAGCUUCUUUGCUCCCUGAGACGUACAAUGUGCGUUUACCGGAGACUAUUGAGGACGUGGAACAGACAAGAAGACGAUCAGUCUCCGCCUCUGAUGAGAAAUCUCCUGCCUGUGCGUUUUUGUCAGUGCAAUGAAAAUCCCCAUAGGACUACACUAAAUCACCACAGCAACUUGAUGGGAGCAAACAGUUUAAACAUAUGUAAAAACAGUGUCUUUUACACAUGUUCAAUCCAUGUUGAAUAUGAAGUCAUUUUACCUCCUCAUGGGGGAAAUAUCCAAAUUUAGCUGUAGUAGAAUUCUUCUUUGUUGUUGCAGAGGGUACAAAUGUAGUGCCUUUCACAUGUGUGAUCUAAGUACAUACCGCUGUGUAGCUAUAAAUUUACAAAAAA
Molecule: messenger RNA, 3492 nt
Organism: Neolamprologus brichardi
Lineage: Eukaryota; Metazoa; Chordata; Actinopteri; Cichliformes; Cichlidae
Product: solute carrier family 22 member 7-like
Biological process (GO): transmembrane transport
Cellular component (GO): membrane
Molecular function (GO): transmembrane transporter activity
Source: RefSeq, a predicted model, not a curated record